AUGACUAGAGUACUGGCUGUACUCCUCUUUCAAGAAGGAGAUCUUGCUGUGGGCUCUGUGAUCUACCCGACACCUGCCCGGAGCAGUUCUGCACUGUUAGUGAAUUCAUGCUCCCAAAGUAACUUGAGGUCUUCUCACAAUGGCACUAUCACCACUCACAGCUUCCUUUUUGGAGCACUUGCUGAAUUGCUUGACAAUGCAAGAGAUGCAGGGGCUGCAAGACUUGAUGUGUUUUCAGUGAAUAAUGAAAAACUGCAGGGUGGAUUCAUGUUGUGUUUCCUGGAUGAUGGGUGUGGCAUGAGCCCUGAUGAAGCAUCAGACAUAAUUUAUUUUGGAACAUCUAAGAAAUGCUUAUCCACCUUGAAGUUCAUUGGUCAAUAUGGCAAUGGUCUUAAAAGUGGGUCCAUGAGAAUUGGAAAAGACUUUAUCCUUUUCACAAAGAAGGAAGAAACGAUGACCUGUGUGUUUUUUUCUCAGACUUUCUGUGAAAGAGAAGGUCUAAGUGAGGUUUUGGUUCCAAUCCCUUCAUGGUUAACACGAACCAGAGAAUCUGUCCUGGAUGAUCCCCAGAAGUUCUCAAUGGAAUUAUCUAUAAUUUAUAAAUACUCCCCAUUUAAAACUGAAGCAGAAUUGAUGCAACAGUUUGAUGUGAUCUAUGGAAAAUGUGGCACGUUGCUGGUUAUUUACAACUUGAAGCUUCUGCUUAGUGGAGAACCAGAGCUGGAUGUUAAAACUGACAAAGAAGAUAUUCUGAUGGCUGGAGCUCUUGAGGAUUUUCCAGAGAGAUGGUCAUUCAGGGCCUACACAUCUGUUCUAUAUUUUGACCCUCAGAUGAGAAUAUUCAUUCAAGCCAAAAGAGUUAAAACAAAGCACCUAUGUUAUUCCCUCUACAGACCCAGAAAGUAUCUAUAUGUUACGACAUCUUUUAAAGGAACAUUUAAAAAUGAAGUUAAAAAGGCAGAAGAAGCAGUGAAGAUUGCUGAAUUUAAAUUGAAAGAAAUACAAUUCCAAAUAAACAACCGAAACAGAACUUCGUCAUCUCCUGCCAAGGAGGCAUUACAGAAAGCUUUGGAAGAUGUAGAAGCAAAGCAUAAGAAUCUUAAAGAGAAACAGAGAAUUAAAAAAAGCAAAAAACACUUUCCCUGUUUUUCGGAGGCGAACAUUGAAAACCGAAGCCAAGCUGGAAUGUUCAUUUACAGUAAUAGCCGCUUGAUCAAAAUGCAUGAGAAAGUGGGCCCACAGCUGAAACUGAAGUCCUUACUUGGCGCAGGUGUGGUUGGAAUUGUUAACAUACCCUUGGAGAUCAUGGAACCAUCCCAUAAUAAACAGGAAUUUCUCAAUGUCCAAGAAUAUAACCAUUUACUCAAAGUCAUGGGACAGUACUUGGUCCAGUACUGUAAGGACACUGGGAUCAGUAAUAGAAAUCUAACUCCAUUUUGGAAUGAAUUUGGGUAUCAGAAUAACAAGGGUGUGGAGAAAUCUUUAGAUUCUGUUCAGUGUCAAAGAAGACAAGCCAUGGCCAUCCCCUUCAUCAUUCAAUGUGAUCUUUGUCUUAAAUGGAGAGUCUUGCCUUCCUCUACUAAUUAUCAGGAAAAAGAAUGUCUUGACAUCUGGAUUUGUGCGAAUAAUCCUAAUCCCUUGGAAAACAGUUGUCAAAAAACAGAACAUCUACCUUCCAUCCCCCUGGGCACCAUGAGCACAAUGUCACCAUCCAAAAAUGAGAAAGAGAAGCAACUUAGAGAAUCCGUCCAGAGAUAUCAAAAUAAAUUGGAAGAACAGCAGCCACAGAAGCUUCAAUUUAUACCAACAAGUAGGAUCACCGAGUUUACUACCACCGGCCAAACUUCAGCACCUAUGGAAAAUACUAAAACUCAUAAAAUCAGGUCUCCAGAUGAUUACUUGAAGCAUGAAUCUCUUCCAUCCUUUGAGCUCUCAGUCAGCCCUAAAGGCCAAAAAAGAAACACAGAAGGAUCAGACUCUGAUAUAGAGUACAUUUCAGAGACUAAAAUUAGGAAGAAGACGAUGCAGAAGAAAGUGAAACCUCAGCUACAGAGAUGUCCAAGAGCCCCUGCAGAAAGUGCCAAAGUAGCUGAGCGAUUUCAGGCAUCUUCCUGGGAAAUGAAAAGGAAGCAGAGUCAAAACCUUGUGCAGGAAUGUACGGCAUUGAGUGAAGUUGGAACCAACAAUAAUGAUCCAGAUAUAAUCCUGAUUUCAGAUAAAAGCGACACUGAUGUUUCAUUGAAGCAAGAAAAAAAGGAAGUUCUUCUUAUGAACAAAGAAAAACAGGAGCUGUGCGAUGUUGCUCCAGAAAUAAAGAAAAACUCUUCAUUAUCUAACUGGGAAAGUGUGCUGAUGGAAGGGUUAAGGCCAACUUCUGGACACACAGCCAGUUUUUCUGUGAAUGAGGAUUGUAAAGUUGCUUCUUCUCUGAAAAAGUCUUCUCAAAGUACAUCUGUCAGGGGCACAGUGACAAAACUGAUGUCUAGCUUAAGGGAGAUUCUUCUGUAUUUUUUUCCUGAGUAUCAGCUACCAUCAGAAUUUGACUACACAUCUCUGGAAGAACUUGUGGCAAGUUCUGAGUUGGAGCAGUGCCCAGAACAGAUAAACAAAAAGCUGAAAAUGUGUUUCAACCAGAUCCAGAGUGUUUAUAUGGUCCAAUAUGAAAAGAGACUAAAAAGAAAAAUGCAGUCCGUCACCUGUGAUGCAAAUAGAAGAGAAGUGGUUAGCAAAAUUUAUCUGGAACAAUGUGAAAAAAAGAGAAAAAUUAUUGAAGAUAAGCUGAAGAAUCUCCGUGUAAAACUGGGACUAUUGCUACAGAAACUUCAGCUGGGUGGUCCAGCAAGCGAACUGGAGCAGAUUGACAGUUACUUAGAAGCUUUGCUUAAAGAAGAUAAUCUCCUUUUUCAGAAUACUUUAAAUAAAGUGACCACAGAUAUGGGACAGAAUCUCCCUGUAGAAAAAAAUAAAAUUGUGUCUUGAAAUUAAAAAUCAGAAAUGGAAAGAAAAAUCAGAAAAGGUAUUUCCUUUUAAAGAAUUCUAAUAAGAAAAUUGGAAGAUUCUUUUCAAAAAAUAUUUCCCUUUUUGUUGUUACUGCAAAGUUUGUCCCGUUUAACACUAAGAAAAUUGUAUUCUUUAGAAAUGGAAAGUGAUUUACAAUGUGCAUAUUUCCCAAUCCUAUUCCCUAACUCUUCCUGUUCUUUCAGAAAUUGUUUUUAGAGUUCUCUAGUUCUAGUAAGAAGAAUGAAAAUAUUAUUUAGAUUUAAAUUUUGUUUUUAUUUAAAGGAUUGUAAAAACUUGAAAAUAGUGGUUUCCAAAAUCAGUAUACAAAAGGCUACAGAAUGGCCUCCUCUUAAAACUUAUGUUGAUAAAGUAAUACUUUGAAAGAAAUCAUGCCCUUAUCUACCAUAGACAAUACUGAGUAAAGCAGAAAAAUCCUAGAAAAACUUCUGAGAUACAGGUUAUGCAAUAAUUGUUAUUGAGUUAUGGUAAAAGAACAAAUCUCCCAAGCAAAAUAUAUAUACAUAUAUCUAUAUAAGGAGAUGUGUCCUACUUGCUUUUUAUUAUUCCAAUAACGUUAUUUAAUAUUUCUAGUUUUAGGGUAAGAUAAUUUUCAUAUUGUCCUUUAUA
Molecule: messenger RNA, 3627 nt
Organism: Choloepus didactylus (southern two-toed sloth)
Lineage: Eukaryota; Metazoa; Chordata; Mammalia; Pilosa; Megalonychidae
Gene: MORC1
Product: MORC family CW-type zinc finger 1
Cellular component (GO): nucleus
Molecular function (GO): zinc ion binding
Source: RefSeq, a predicted model, not a curated record